This is a messenger RNA of Perkinsus marinus ATCC 50983, 249 nucleotides long. RefSeq names its product Cytochrome c oxidase copper chaperone, putative. Bases 1 to 249 code for a protein of 82 amino acids. Lineage: Eukaryota; Perkinsozoa; Perkinsida; Perkinsidae. The record is from RefSeq and is a predicted model, not a curated record. Gene Ontology annotation, molecular function: copper ion binding; copper chaperone activity. The transcript has 3 exons. Gene Ontology annotation, cellular component: mitochondrial intermembrane space.
AUGGGUAACUCUUCUACGGCUCCUGCCGCUGCCCCGACAUCUUCAAAUGAAUCGGCCCCUGGGCCCAAGGCUCCCUGUGAUGCUAAGGUCUCCCCUACUACAGGGAAGAGGAUAUGCUGUGUAUGCAAGGAGACUAAGGCGGCACGUGAUGAGUGCAUAGUCAUGAAUGGUGAAGAUAAAUGCAGACAAUUCAUCCUAGCACACAAUCAGUGUCUGAGGGCUGAAGGCUUUGAGGUGGAAGACAAGUAA